Messenger RNA from Durusdinium trenchii, 876 nucleotides. The record is from the annotation of a GenBank genome assembly. NCBI's taxonomy places the organism in Eukaryota, Dinophyceae, Suessiales, Symbiodiniaceae.
AUGGAGGUCUGUGGGUUCGAGUCUGGAAUUCGCCCUAGCGACCAGGUCCCCCAUAGAUCUUCAGACCUCCACCAGGUCCACGACAUCGCAGGUGUGGCGUGUUCAGUUUCCAGUUUGCACCGGAGCCUUUCGAUGAAGCCGUUCGAUGAAGGAAAGUGCCGUUCCAGGUAUUCGAAGUUCACGUCGCAGCCCUCCAAGGUCAUGCCGGUCCACUACGUCCUCCAAAGGUUGAUUGAUGCUCACUGCAACCUUGCGCUCGUGGUUGAGUCCCGGCGGUGCCCACUGCGAUCUAGUCUGGCCUUCGAUGGCCCAGCCUUCCGAGGGCUUCGAGCCUCCAUGUUCUCGAAGGCUGAACAGAAACAAGCGCAAGCGAGCCUUCGAAUCCUGUGUGCACUCUAUGGAGUCCUCAAGCCUUACGAUGGCAUCAGACCCUACCGAUUGGAGAUGGCGUCCAAGUUGAAAACCUCCCGAGGAAAGACCAUGUACGAGUUCUGGGGCGAUCAGAUCACUGCGGCGCUUGCCAAGGACUUGAAGGCGGGGAAGAUCAAGUACUUGGUGAACUGCGCCUCCCAGGAGUUCUGGAAGUCCAUCCAGCCCAAGAAGCUUCCACCAGGAGUCCGAGUGGUGACCUGCGAGUUCUCCGGGCCUUCCAGUCUGGUGAAGCAGGCACGAGGGAGCAUGUGCCGCUUCAUCGUGACCAAGCGCAUUAAAGAUCCUGCGGGGUUGAAGAAGUUCACAGGAGAUGACAAGAACAGGUGGAGCUUUCAAGUGGGCCGGUCCAGUGAGAGCAAGCUGGUCUUCGCGCCAGGCAAGAAGAGGGCGGCAGAAGAUGCAAAGGCGUCCAGCAAGCGUGCCAAGCGUGCCAAGCGCUCGUGA